Molecule: messenger RNA, 708 nt
Organism: Lithohypha guttulata
Lineage: Eukaryota; Fungi; Ascomycota; Eurotiomycetes; Chaetothyriales; Trichomeriaceae
Exons: 6
Coding region: 1-708 (235 amino acids)
Biological process (GO): glutathione catabolic process
Cellular component (GO): cytoplasm
Molecular function (GO): gamma-glutamylcyclotransferase activity; glutathione specific gamma-glutamylcyclotransferase activity
Source: RefSeq, a predicted model, not a curated record
AUGGAUCACGAUUUCUGGCUGUUCGGCUACGGCUUGAUAUGGAAGCCACCACCACAUUUUGAUCGGCGAGUGUCGGGAUACGUCGAGGGCUAUGUGCGACGAUUCUGGCAGCAAUACCAUGCUGGAAAUCAACACGAGCUUACCAGCCCCAGUGAAGAUCAUCGGGGCACUCCCGAGGCUCCAGGCCGAGUCGUCACAUUGAUAGAAAGGUCAUUCUGGGAGACAUUAACUGACCAACAUCAAUCCGAGGCCGAGGACUAUGUCUGGGGUGCCGCCUAUCACAUCAUUCCGUCCAAGGUCAAGGAAGUCCAGGAAUACUUAGACAUAAGAGAAAUCAAUGGUUACAGUAUCCAACACACGCCCUUCCAUCCAGCCGACAGAACACAACCAGAUAUCAAAUGUAUGGUCUACAUUGGUAUGCCAGACAAUCCCCAAUUUCUGGGUGCACUAGACCCACACGAUGUUGCGUCCAAGAUUCACGAGAGCAGGGGUCCUAGUGGCGAGAAUCAGGAGUAUCUAUUCAAUCUUGAAACUGCCUUGUUGCAACUGAGUCCUGACAGUAAAGAUCUUCACGUGAGCGAUCUUGCUCGACGUGUACGCGCGAUGACGCCCAUGCAGGUUCCGCCUGCCUAUCACCAGGUCGAGAUGCAGGGCAUGCACAAGGUGACUUCUACUGAGGAGCAGGAAGAGAUAGAAAAGGAGGACUAA